Molecule: messenger RNA, 1596 nt
Organism: Orycteropus afer afer
Lineage: Eukaryota; Metazoa; Chordata; Mammalia; Tubulidentata; Orycteropodidae
Source: RefSeq, a predicted model, not a curated record
GGUUUCGCGGCUUCGGAGCCCAGCAUGGCCUCCUCACGACCCUCCUCCACGCAGGCAACUAAAACCUCUAAGGCACCUGAUGACUUAGUCGCUCCUGUUGUAAAGAAACCCCACAUCUAUUAUGGAAGUUUGGAAGAGAAGGAGAGGGAACGUCUGGCCAAAGGAGAGUCUGGAAUUUUGGGGAAAGAGGGACUUAAAGCAGGAAUCGAAGCAGGAAAUAUUAACAUAACCUCUGGAGAAGUGUUUGAGAUUGAAGAGCACAUCAGUGAGCGACAGGCAGAAGUGCUGGCCGAGUUUGAGAGAAGGAAGCGAGCCCGGCAAAUCAAUGUUUCCACGGAUGACUCGGAGGUCAAGGCUUGCCUGAGAGCCUUGGGGGAGCCCAUCACGCUUUUUGGAGAGGGCCCUGCUGAAAGAAGAGAAAGAUUAAGAAAUAUUCUUUCAGUGGUUGGUACUGAUGCCUUAAAAAAGACCAAAAAAGAUGAUGAAAAAUCUAAGAAGUCCAAAGAAGAGUAUCAGCAAACCUGGUACCAUGAAGGGCCAAACAGCCUAAAGGUUGCUAGACUAUGGAUUGCUAAUUACUCACUGCCCAGGGCAAUGAAACGCUUGGAAGAGGCUCGUCUCCAUAAAGAGAUUCCUGAGACAACCAGGACCUCUCAGAUGCAAGAGCUGCACAAAUCUCUUCGGUCUUUGAAUAAUUUCUGCAGUCAGAUUGGGGAUGACCGGCCUAUCUCCUAUUGUCACUUUAGUCCCAAUUCUAAAAUGCUGGCUACAGCUUGUUGGAGUGGGCUUUGCAAGCUCUGGUCUGUUCCUGAUUGCAACCUCCUUCACACUCUUCGAGGCCAUAACACAAACGUAGGAGCAAUUGUGUUCCAUCCCAAAUCCACAAUCUCCUUGGACCAAAAAGAUGUCAACCUGGCCUCUUGUGCUGCUGAUGGCUCUGUGAAGCUUUGGAGCCUUGACAGCGAUGAGCCAGUAGCAGAUAUUGAAGGACAUACAGUGCGUGUGGCCCGAGUAAUGUGGCAUCCCUCAGGACGUUUCCUGGGCACCACCUGCUAUGACCGCUCCUGGCGCUUGUGGGACCUGGAGGCGCAGGAGGAGAUCCUGCAUCAGGAGGGCCACAGCAUGGGUGUGUAUGAUAUUGCCUUCCAUCACGACGGCUCUUUGGCUGGCACUGGGGGACUGGAUGCAUUUGGUCGAGUUUGGGACCUGCGCACUGGACGCUGUAUCAUGUUCCUAGAAGGCCACCUGAAGGAAAUCUAUGGAAUAAAUUUUUCCCCCAAUGGCUACCACAUCGCCACUGGUAGUGGGGACAACACCUGCAAAGUGUGGGAUCUUCGGCAGCGGCGCUGCGUCUACACCAUCCCUGCCCAUCAGAACUUGGUGACUGGCGUCAAGUUUGAGCCCAUCCAUGGGAACUUCUUGCUCACUGGAGCCUAUGAUAAUACAGCCAAGAUCUGGACCCACCCAGGCUGGUCCCCACUGAAGACUCUGGCUGGCCAUGAGGGCAAAGUGAUGGGCCUAGACAUUUCUUCUGAUGGGCAGCUCAUAGCUACUUGCUCAUAUGACAGGACCUUCAAGCUCUGGAUGGCUGAAUAG